Molecule: messenger RNA, 600 nt
Organism: Zingiber officinale
Lineage: Eukaryota; Viridiplantae; Streptophyta; Magnoliopsida; Zingiberales; Zingiberaceae
Product: circumsporozoite protein-like
Exons: 2
Coding region: 1-600 (199 amino acids)
Source: RefSeq, a predicted model, not a curated record
AUGGUCCCCGAUAUCAUCGAAGCAUCCGCGCUCUGCUCGGGCUGUGGCUCAUCCAAGGCAGUUGAUGCAGAUGUCGGCUCUGGUCGUCUGCGCUUCCAAGUGAGCAGGGGAACAUCAUCGGCCAAACGGCCUUCCACCUCGGCUUGGGUAGAAGGUUCUGUGCCGCCCGCUGCUUCGUCAUGGGAGCGGUCGCCAUCGUUGGCCUCCUCCGCCGACCGCCGCCAUCGGCAACCGCUGGCCGAUGCUGAUCGCCGACAACUGACAACCGGUGACGACGACAACUGCCGGCCUCAGGCAACCGACAAUCGGCGGGGCAACAACCGCCGGAGGCUGCGGGCGACGGCCGGUGGCGGAGGUGGGUGGUGGCGGCGGCGGUCAGCGGCGGCAGGCAGUGGCCACCAGAGGCGGCGGGCGGUUGCCGGUGGCGGCGGCGGGCGGUGGGUGGCGGCGGCCGACGUCGGUGGGCGGCGGCGGCCGACGUCGGUGGGCGGCGGCGGCCGACGUCGGUGGGCGGCGACGGACGUCAGUGGGCGGCGGCGGCCGACGUCGGUGGGCGGCGGCGGUCGACGUCGGUGGGCGGCGGCGGUCGCAGUGGACUAG